UGCCGCCCCUCAUGGCCGCAGCUAGGCGGAAGGCGCGGUGGGAGCCGCGGCGGCCGGAGCGGCCCCAGCGUCCUCGCUGGGGAGGGAGAAGGGGUGCGUUUGCAACGCUAAUGCGAUAACGAUCAUACUGAGGCGUUUAAAGUAUCAAUGAGACAAGUCACUGAACUGGCGUCAGUUGUUUUUUUGCAGAAAGUUUAAUCCUUCCUCAAAGCGGGCUGCCGCGAGCCACAUACUGAAGUGCAGGGUUGCAGAAUUAAACAACUGAGAUUUAGUUUUUCAGAUGUCACUGCGCACCGUUGUUACAUCUGUGUUUACAGGAAAGGCUGCUAAAAUAAACCGGGAGGUGUGUACGCACAUUUCCAGUAAGUUGGUGUUGGCGCUGGGCGCCCGCAGCCACGCCAGAGGUGAAGCAUGCCCUGUUACUGUGAUAAAAGGCCAUCCCAUUGUUCAACAUCACAUCGUAUCCAUCACUACUCUUCCUUUGCGGAAGAAAUAAACACUGUUGGCACAGGAAGCAAAAUAAUACAUGUUGUGAAUCAGAGGAGAGCUGCUAGAGGGGGUCGCAAAAGCAAGCCCCGGUUCUCAGGAGCAUCAUCCUACGUGACUGAAACGCUUAUCAGGCAAAACUCUCUGAAGUUUCCCAGUAAGGAUUAGAACAAAGAUGGACGGAUAAGAAAAGUAUUAAUCAUCUCCAAGGAACUAGAAACCAGUGUGACAGAAAAUAUGAGAUCUUUCAGAAACAUUUUUCUUUAUGAGUGCCUGUUUGCAUUAACUUUUUGGAAGCAUUGCAGCCUGUCUGUGGAAAAUGAACUCUUUAUAUCUGCUUCUAAUGAUUUUCCAGAAGAUGGUUCUGACAAAAAAACCAAGAGCCUGCCACUCCUGUAUACAAACAGUCAUCAGUCCAAAGCUAAUUUUGACUGGGUUGUGAUACAAAAUACUACAGAAAGCCUGUCAUUGUCAGAAAUCACAAAUGACAAUGUAAAAAAAUUAGUAGCUUUAUUAUCUAACUUCAGACGAGGCUCCGGGUUACAAAAUCUGACACUGACAAAUGUGUCCGUGGACUGGGAUGCUCUUACUGAAAUUCUUCAGACUGUAUGGCAUUCAUCCAUUGAAUACUUCAAUAUUAACAGUGUAACACAAUUGUCAAACAUCAAAACGUAUGACUUUGACUAUUCAGGUACCUCUAUGAAAGCACUGACUGUGAAGAAAGUUUUUAUCACAGAUCUGUACUUCUCACAGGAUGACCUAUACAAAAUAUUUGCAGACAUGAAUAUUGCAGCCUUGACAAUAGCUGAAUCAGAGAUGAUACAUAUGCUGUGUCCUUCAUCUGACAGUCCCUUUAGAUACUUGAAUUUUUUCAAGAAUGAUUUAACAGAUUAUGUUUUUCAAAAAUGUGACAAAUUAAUUCAACUGGAGACACUAAUUUUACAGAGGAAUAAAUUUGAGAGCCUUGCCAAGGUAAGCUUCAUGACCAGCCAUAUGAAAUCACUGAAAUACCUGGACAUGAGCAGCAACUUGCUGAGUCACGAUGGAGCUGAUGCGCGAUGCCAAUGGGCUGAGUCUCUGUCAGAGCUGGACCUGUCCUCAAAUCAGUUGACAGAUGUCGUGUUUGAGUGCUUGCCCGUCAACAUCAAAACCCUCAACCUCCAAAACAAUCAGAUCGCCAGCGUCCCCAGGGGGGUGACCGAGCUGAAAUCCUUGGCAGAGCUGAACCUGGCAUUGAACAGGCUGGCUGACCUGCCGGGGUGCAGCGGCUUUAGUUCUCUGGAGUUCCUGAACACAGAGAUGAAUUUGAUCCUCACCCCAUCUGCCGACUUCUUCCAGAGCUGCCCCAGGGUGCGGGAGCUACAAGCCGGGCACAACCCGUUCAAGUGUUCCUGUGAACUGCAGGACUUUUUGCGUCUGGAGAGGCGGUCUGGGGGGAAGCUGGCUGGCUGGCCGGCAGCGUACCUGUGCGAGUACCCGUCAGCCUUGCGGGGAACGCAGCUGAAGGAUUUCCACCUGAGCGAACUGGCUUGUAACACGGCGCUCCUGCUGGUGACGGCUCUGCUGCUGACGCUGGUGCUGGUGGCUGUCGUGGCCUUUCUGUGCAUCUACCUGGACGUGCCGUGGUACGUGCGGAUGACGUGGCAGUGGACGCAGACGAAGCGCAGAGCUUGGCACAGCCGCCCCGAAGGGCAGGAGACCGUUCUGCAGUUCCACGCGUUCGUUUCCUACAGCGAGCGCGAUGCGUUGUGGGUGAAGAACGAGCUGAUCCCGAACCUGGAGAAGGGGGAGGACUGUGUACAACUGUGCCAGCACGAGAGAAACUUUAUCCCUGGCAAGAGCAUUGUGGAGAACAUCAUCACCUGCAUUGAGAAGAGCUACAAGUCGAUCUUUGUGUUGUCUCCCAACUUUGUGCAGAGCGAGUGGUGUCACUAUGAGCUGUACUUUGCCCACCACAAAUUAUUCAGUGAGAAUUCCAACAGCUUAAUCCUCAUUUUGCUGGAGCCGAUCCCUCCGUACAUUAUCCCCGCCAGGUAUCACAAGCUGAAGGCUCUCAUGGCAAAGCGAACGUAUCUGGAGUGGCCAAAGGAGAGGAGCAAGCGUGCCCUUUUCUGGGCAAACCUGAGGGCAGCUAUUAACAUUAACCUGCCAGUAGCUGAUGGAGAGAGAUCUGGGGAAACAGACUGAGAAUCUUUCUAAUGAGAUUUCUUUUGGUUUUUCUUGGUGAAGCAAUAAAUAUAUUUUGAUUUCCAUUGUUUGUGAAUGUAUUUAACAUUUUGCUAUAGAACCUUGUUUCUACAUUGUUAUCUAUGAUACUGUCCAACUGUAGGCAAAAUUCAACUUACCUUACUGGAAGUCUCUUGAGAUUGAUGCAGAGAUGGCAAAUCACAAAUGAAUUUGUAUGUGGAUUUUGAAAUACAGCUUGAAAUACUGUA
Molecule: messenger RNA, 2921 nt
Organism: Columba livia (rock pigeon)
Lineage: Eukaryota; Metazoa; Chordata; Aves; Columbiformes; Columbidae
Product: toll-like receptor 1
Exons: 3
Coding region: 724-2673 (649 amino acids)
Biological process (GO): toll-like receptor signaling pathway; cellular response to bacterial lipopeptide; inflammatory response
Cellular component (GO): plasma membrane
Molecular function (GO): Toll-like receptor 2 binding; transmembrane signaling receptor activity; lipopeptide binding
Source: RefSeq, a predicted model, not a curated record